AUGCAACGGCGAAGCAUAUUAAGGUCUUCAAAUCCAGACAGUGAGGCUUCCAAUUCUCUGGAUGUAGCACUUACGAAGCCCGAUGAUGAACAAUUGUUCUACACGGCAAGUGUACAUUUUCUUUUAAAAAGACUUGAGGAAAAAAGUCACAAACCAAAACAUAGAGAGGCUACACAAAGUUGUUGCAACUUGAGUCGACCCACCACCAGUGCAAAUAGUUAUAUUCAACUGACUGAUUCUAUAAAACAACACUACAAGCCCCCAAUCGCUGAAGGUUCAUCAUUGUCGAUGCAACAAGUUUUACCGUUUCCGAAAUCUAGUAGAGAUGGCUACUUUGCUCGAUUGAAGAAUAUGUUUCGGAAGUAUAUGCGCUCGGAUUCAGACGUAAAUGAAACAACAAUUGAAGAAUCUGAAACUAAACCAAUUUCAAAUUUUAAAUUCCCACGAUGUGCACGAUUGAGUAACAUUCGUUCUUCACAUUUAGUAGAAAUAAUAGAGGAAAAAUCUCAUGAAACUAUUAGUGGGUCUAACGAUAAAGAGACAAGGAAUAAUAAAAGUAAUGUUAUUGAAGGAAGGAGAUCCGUGACUGGCUGUAAAAUGUAG
Arctia plantaginis is the source of this 603-nucleotide messenger RNA. Lineage: Eukaryota; Metazoa; Arthropoda; Insecta; Lepidoptera; Erebidae. The record is from the annotation of a GenBank genome assembly.